This is a messenger RNA of Photinus pyralis (common eastern firefly), 3197 nucleotides long. RefSeq names its product integrator complex subunit 9-like. The record is from RefSeq and is a predicted model, not a curated record. NCBI's taxonomy places the organism in Eukaryota, Metazoa, Arthropoda, Insecta, Coleoptera, Lampyridae. Gene Ontology annotation, biological process: snRNA processing. Gene Ontology annotation, cellular component: integrator complex. Bases 101 to 2038 code for a protein of 645 amino acids. The transcript has 15 exons.
UAUUGAUUACCCUGUACAUGAAGCACAAUUCUAACAUAACCUCAUUGUUUUCGGUGUUUAUAGCAUGUAAAUAAACAAAGCAAUUAUAAUUAAAUACGCAAUGAAGCUGUACUGCUUAAGCAACGAUCCGAACAAACCAUGCCACAUCUUAACAUUCCGAGAAAUCACUUUGAUGCUCGACUGCGGCUUGUCCAUGCAAUCUGUAUUGAAUUUUUUACCUUUAUCCUACGUCUACUCAAAUCGCUUACACAAUCUACCCGUAUGGAUGCCAAACGACGGUGGUGAUACUGACGUCGAGGGGGAGCUACGGGAGAAUGGGGACCGUAUAUUUAUCGAUUCGCUUCCGGAAUUUUGUCCGCCGUUAGACAAGCUAAUCGAUUUUGCCCAAGUUGACGUUAUCCUGAUUUCGAAUUACCUCUGCAUGAUGGCUUUACCUUUUAUAACGGAAGGUACCGGUUUUCAAGGGAAGGUGUAUGCCACUGAGCCCACCUUGCAAAUUGGGCGGCUACUGUUAGAAGAAUUGGUGACGCACAUCGAGCAAUGUCCCAAGGCUAACUUUGCAUCACAGUGGAAAAAUAUUGUUCACAAACUUCCCUAUCCUUUAAACGAGUCGUUUAAGCCGAAAUCGUGGAGGCAGAUUUACAACAUGGCAAACGUCAACGAAAGUCUCUCGCGUAUUCAAAUGGUGGGGUACAACGAGAAAAUUGACAUCUACGGCGCAUUGCAAGUUUUGCCCACCAGUUCCGGCUACAAUUUGGGCUCCAGUAAUUGGAUAAUCACGUCGGAUCACGAAAAAGUCGUCUACCUCAGCGGAUCCAGCACACUAACGACCCAUCCGAGACCUAUGGAUCAUCACGCGCUAAAAAAUGCGGAUGUGUUAAUUAUGACAGAUCUAACACAAACUCCCAUUAGUAACCCGGACUCGAUGCUCGGACUGCUCUGCGUGGUCGUCAGUCUCACUUUGAGGGGUGGAGGUAACGCGUUAAUACCGUGCUAUCCGUCUGGUGUGAUUUAUGAUUUGUUCGAGUGUCUGUCGAUCAAAAUGCAAGAUUUGGGAGUGCAAAAUUGCCCGAUGUUUUUUAUUUCGCCCGUUGCCGAUAUGUCGCUCGCGUAUUCGAACAUUUUGGCCGAGUGGCUGUCGUCGGCCAAACAAAAUCGGGUCUAUGUACCCGACGAGCCAUUUCCUCACGCAUUGCUGCUGAAGAAUUCCAAACUGAAACAUUUUAAGCAUAUCUAUUCCGAAGGUUUCAGUACAGAUUUUCAGGAGCCUUGUGUAGUUUUUUGCGGUCAUCCGAGUCUACGCUUCGGCGACGUUGUCCAAUUCAUCGAAUUAUGGGGAAACAAUCCACGCAAUUGCAUCGUCUUCACAGAACCCGACUUCGAUUACAUCGAGGCGCUUGCGCCCUUCCAACCUAUCCAAAUGAAGGUCGCCCAUUGCGCGAUCGACACCUCCCUCAACUUCACCCAGGCGAACAAGUUAAUCAAGGACCUCAAGCCGACGACCUUGGUCGUGCCCGAGUGCUACACGCAGCCGCCCGUGUCGGCGCCGACGCUAACGGAACUGGUGAUCGAGAACAACUCCGAUAGGACCCUUAUACCGUACAAGUGGGGCGAAGUGAUCAACCUACCGCUGAAACGAAAACAGGGGCAAAUUAUUAUGGAGACCGAGGUGGCGCAGAAGAUCAAUCCGAUUGAAGUCAAAACGGGUAUCAGCCUAUCUGCUUUGAGCGGAGCACUCACCAUUAAAGACAACGUGCAUAACAUGACGAGUUUUGACGCAGGGGGCGAGAAUAAAUUACAAAAGGGGACACAUUACGAAUGGGGUUUGGUAAAUGUGACUGAGUUUCUGCAAAAGUUAGCGCAGGAAGGCAUUAUCGAUGCCAAAGUUGAGCCAAGCGGAAAUGGCGUUAUGAUACAUUUGCAAGACGAAGAUGCACUCAUUCAAAUCGAGGACAGUUGCACACACGUGCUAUGCAACAGUGAUGAACUUAGGUUACGUUUAAGGAAUAUACUUAUGCAGUGCCUAAAACAGUUUUAAUGAGCAGUCGAAGAAAACAGUAUUUUUUCUCCAAGGCCUUUUUGCAAUUGAUCCAUUCCCCGCUACGUCAGUCAUCAUGCGCCGUUUUUUAUUAUUGUUUUACCGUGACGUCAUUUUCUUUCAGUUUGUUUGACCGUUGUGAAAAUGUUUGCUUAAAAAGUCGUUGAAAUAUUCGAAAAGAGGGAAAAAGCAAAAAGAAAUUUGAUUUGGCUCAAAGGACCAACAUCAUUGUAUGGCUGAUUUAAACGAUAAUAGGAAGAUAAACACGCUCUUAUCGUGUGUUAGGAAGAUAACUUUGUAGUGGCAACCCAAACGUUUCACAGUAGCAACCAUGGAGAAAUGGGAGGGAAAACUUGCAAUAGUCACAGGAACUUCCUCUGGCAUCGGCCGGGGUAUUGCAAUUAAAUUGGUGGAGGCUGGAGUGCGUGUCGUCGGUAUUGCCAGACGCGAAGAUCUCGGUCGAGAGCUUGAGCUGGCUUUGGAUGGGAAAAGGGGUAGAUUCUAUCAUCUAACCGCCGAUAUUACCAAGGAGGGCGAGGUGUUCAACGCGUUCAAAUGGAUCGAAGAUAACUUGGGAGUGGCUCACGUUUUGGUAAAUAACGCGGGUACGACGCGCGAAACUACACUUAUCGAUGGGAAGACGACGUGUUGGAAAGAUAUUUUGGACAUUAAUAUUUUGGGUUUAUCCAUGAUGACAAGAGAAGCUGUAAAAUCGAUGCGAGCGAACAAUAUACCUGGCGAAAUCAUACAUAUAGGAAGCUUGGGAGGUUGCAUAACAUCAUCCCCUGUGAAGGGAUUACGAAUGUAUUGUGCCAGCAAGCAUGCGGUACGAUCUUUGACGGAAGGGUUGCGACAAGAACUGCUCGAAGUCGGUAGCGAAAUUAAAAUAUCGUGCAUCAACCCUGGAAUAGUUGAACACACCGAACUUGUUCAGUACAAUGAAGCGUUAAAGGAGUUCAUACCCUUACUCGAACAGUCAUUGAAACCUGAAGACAUCGGAGAUAUGGUUUUGUUUGUGCUUUCGAGACCGCCUCAUGUUCAGAUUCACGACAUUGUCCUUAGACCAACCGGUGAAAUAAUUUAGUUAAAGAAGUCGACUGGAAUACUCCAUUUAAUUUCUUUAAAUAAAUUAAAACAAUUAAACCCCAAUUACAACUAA